AUGAUGCUGCGGCCCUGCGAGAACCACUGCGAGAACCACAUGGUUCAUCCAACAACUUCUGUGACAGUCAGAAGUUCUCGUGACUUCAUGGGUUUCCUGCUCCAGGCCCGAGGUGCCGGGGGGCCAGAGGGGGGGUCCCGGCUGGGAAUGAGUGGCUCCUGGUCCCUCACCCCCCCUGGGACGCACACCUUGGGGUGCUUCAGCCCCGGCGACAGCCUCACCCACUCAGACAAACAGCUGAAGAGGAACCUGUCCUUUGUUUGGAGAGCUCCAGACCACCCCCUGGGCGACAUCCAGUUCUACAUCACAGUGGUACAGUCCUACUUUAUCUACUGGGCAGGGAUUAAGUCUCCAGUGGUGCAUGAUGGGAACAGAAGUUUCCAGAAUAGCAGUGACACCAUAAUGUCGAAUAGAAGCAGGCCACUGUCUGAACUACUGGAAGAGGAACAUCCUGUUCCAGUUUUCAGAGUCAAGACAAAAGCAUCCAACAUAACAGGCAGUGAGAUGGACAGCCGUCCUGCCGCCACGGGGUCCCCUCAGACGGACCAGAAGACUGACAGCUAUAGAGGAUCUGCUCGAGGCAUUACGAUAGACAGCAAUGAUCUCCAGCUCCUAUCAGUUAUGGCCGAACAGCCAGGUGUUGUCUCUCUCAAUCAGUAUGAUCCUACAUCAAUAACCUUUGAUACCCUAAUCUCAAACAAUACCUUAAAAACCAAGACCACUACACCUAGCGAAACCAUAGGCUCACCUAGCCAAACCACCAACACACCUAGCCAAACCACCAACACACCUAGCCAAACCACCAACACACCUAGCCAAACCACCAACACACCUAGCCAAACCACCAACACACCUAGCCAAACCAUACCAACACCUAGCCAAACUACCACCACACCUAGUCAAGCCACCAUCACAAGUAGCCAAACCAACAUCACUACACCUAACCAGACCAAUAUCACACCUAGCCAAACCAACAUCACCACACCUAGCCAAACCAACAUCACCACACCUAGCCAAACCAACAUCACCACACCUAGCCAAACCAACAUCACCACACCUAGCCAAACUACUACCACGCCUAGCCAAACCAACAUCACCAUACCUAGUCAAGCCACCAUCACAAGUAGCCAAACCAACAUCACUACACCUAGCCAAAUCACUACCACACCUAGCCAAACCAACAUCUCCACACCUAACCAGACCAAUAUCACACCUAGCCAAACCAACAUCACCACACCUAGCCAAACCAACAUCACCACACCUAGCCAAACCAAUACCACACCUAGCCAAGCCAACAUCACCACACCUAACCAAACUAACAUCACCACACCUAACCAAACCAACAUCACCACACCUAACCAAACUAACAUCACCACACCUAACCAAACCAACAUCACCACACCUAACCAAACCAACAUCACCACACCUAGCCAAACCAAUACCACACCUAGCCAAACCAACAUCACCACACCAAGCCAAACUACUACCACACCUAGCCAAACCAACAUCACCAUACCUAGCCAAACCAACAUCACCACACCUAGCCAAACCAACAUCACCACACCAAGCCAAACUACUACCACACCUAGCCAAACCAACAUCACCAUACCUAGCCAAACCAACAUCACCACACCUAGCCAAACCAACAUCACCACACCUAGCCAAACCAACAUCACCACACCUAGCCAAACCAACAUCACCACACCUAGUCCAGAGUCCCUUCCAGACCCAGACCUCGACCCUCGACCAGACCCCCUGAAGCCCAAACCAUCAGCUCCAGAGAGGGAGGGGAAGACCCCGAGUACCAAGCCUGGAAACAGGAGCUGGGAGCUGGGCAUGCUCCUGGGCAGCUGGGCCGGGCUCGGGCUGGCUCUGGUCGUGGCCGUCCGAUGUGUUUACCAGCACUGGUGUGGGAAGCAGACAGAGCUAAGACUGAACACCAGAGAGAGAGAAUACGAGAGAGGAGAGAGAGGACUGAUCCACGUCCAGGAGUGUGGAGACCUUCUCAGAGUUCGCAGAAUCAGAGAAAAUAGCUUUGUGCUCCUGGCUGAGUACGAUGUACGGACACCUGCUGAGCUUUGA
This is a messenger RNA of Gadus macrocephalus (Pacific cod), 2082 nucleotides long. Its product is annotated as mucin-2-like. The record is from RefSeq and is a predicted model, not a curated record. NCBI's taxonomy places the organism in Eukaryota, Metazoa, Chordata, Actinopteri, Gadiformes, Gadidae. Bases 1 to 2082 code for a protein of 693 amino acids. Gene Ontology annotation, molecular function: oxidoreductase activity, acting on metal ions. The transcript is spliced from 5 exons.